Molecule: messenger RNA, 1507 nt
Organism: Saimiri boliviensis boliviensis (Bolivian squirrel monkey)
Lineage: Eukaryota; Metazoa; Chordata; Mammalia; Primates; Cebidae
Source: RefSeq, a predicted model, not a curated record
UUAUUGACAGAAUAUGUCUCCAGGCAGUAUUCACAUGCUUCAAACUGAAGCUCUUAGCUUGGCAGUGCAGUUUAAGCAAACAAACUCAGGCUGUUGAACACAAUGAUUAACAGGAAGCAGGGGAGGGGACACAGUCACUAGACUCUGGCCGGGAGAAGAGGCUGAGGUUAAGGUCUGAGAGCUGAUGACUUGCAGAAUAGUCACCUCACCCACUUGUGACUUCACCGUGGGGACAGGUGGGCCUCCAGGAAUCAGAACCUCCCUGAGGCCAUUUGUUUUUGUGUGGACACAGGUUGCAGGUUAGCAGGUGAACAGGCCAGCCAAAUGUAAAGGAGCCGCUUCAGAAAUGUGUCAAAGGAAAGUGAAAAUGCAACUUAGCGGUAAACGGAGAGGGGAGGAAGAAAGAAAAGGGACAAAAACGGUGAACUGAAGGGACGGUGGACAGCCAGACCAGAGCUUCAGCCAUCAAGAGGAUGAUUUUGGAACCUGGAGAACAUGUAAGUUAACUAUAUCAACACUCUGAUCCUAUCUCAAGAGAGACAUUUUACUCCCUUCCUGGUUGUGAAUGAUGGGCUCUUGGAAGCACUGUCUUUUUAGCGUGUCUCUCAUUUCUGCCCUGAUUUUGGUACUUGUUUACAAUACUGAGUUAUGGGAGAAUAAACAUUUUCUGAGGGCAGCUCUGUCCAAUGCUUCACUGUUAGCAGAAGCCUGUCAUCAGAUUUUUGAGGGGAAAGUUUUCUACCCAACAGAAAAUGCAUUAAAAACUACCCUUGAUGAAGCCACCUGCUAUGAGUACAUGGUUCGAAGCCACUACGUCACAGAAACACUCUCUGAAGAAGAGGCUGGGUUCCCUUUGGCUUACGCAGUGACCAUUCACAAAGACUUUGGCACUUUUGAGAGGCUCUUCAGGGCGAUUUAUAUGCCCCAGAAUGUCUACUGUGUACACCUGGAUCAGAAGGCGACAGCUGCUUUUAAAGAUGCAGUGAAACAGUUACUCAGCUGCUUCCCAAAUGCUUUUCUGGCUUCGAAGAUGGAGCAGGUCGUCUAUGGGGGUAUUUCCAGGCUCCAGGCUGACCUGCACUGCCUGGAAGACCUUGUGGCUUCUGAGAUUCCCUGGAAGUAUGUCAUCAACACCUGCGGCCAAGACUUUCCCCUGAAAACCAACAGGGAAAUAAUUCAGUAUCUGAAGGGAUUUAAAGGGAAAAAUAUCACUCCUGGGGUCCUGCCUCCUGAGCAUGCAAUUGGACGGACUAAGUAUGUCCACCACGAACUGUUAGACCACAAAAAUUCCUAUGUGAUUAAAACCACAAAAUUAAAAACUCCUCCUCCUCACGACAUGGUCAUUUACUUUGGCACAGCCUACGUGGCUCUCACAAGGGACUUUGCUAACUUUGUCCUCCAAGACCAGCUCGCACUUGACUUGCUCUCCUGGUCCAAGGACACCUACAGCCCCGACGAACAUUUCUGGGUGACGCUCAACAGGAUUCCUGGUAUGUACAUCUCUUAG